GGCCCCACGAGAAAUCAUACGGAGGGCUCCGCAGAGUUGCGAACUAGAUUCUUGCAGCUCUGUGUUGUGUGCAUUUGAGCAAUAACCGGCAGGAUAUCCUUGAGUAGCGAGAAGAACCUCAUUGUCCAUCUCGACUGUGUUCCCCAUCAAAGCUCUACUCCCCAGAAAAUUUCACAGCAAAAUGUCUUCCGAGUCUUUAGAAGGUGUUAAAUCACCCGCACAAUGUGUCGGUCCUGAUUACCGCCCCGAGAAACCUAUUGCAACGGUUUCAACUCCAGUCUCCUUCGAGAAUGUUCACACAUUACCUCAAACCCCGCAGCUUAUUGCUCUUCUCACCAUGAUCCGAGACAAGAAUACGCAGCGAGCCGAUUUCAUAUUUUACUCGAACCGAAUUAUUCGUUUGCUGGUUGAGGAAGGUCUUAAUCAUCUACCAGUGGUAGAGCACACGAUCACUACCCCAGUUGGUCGAACCUAUGCAGGAGUCCAAUUCCAAGGAAAGAUAUGUGGUGUUUCCAUUAUGAGAGCUGGUGAAGCUAUGGAGCAGGGGCUACGGGAUUGCUGUCGUUCCGUGCGAAUUGGCAAAAUAUUGAUACAAAGAGACGAGGAAACCUCAUUGCCUAAGCUCUUUUAUGAUAAACUUCCAGAAGAUAUUGCCCAGCGUUGGGUGUUGCUUCUUGACCCAAUGUUUGCUACAGGUGGAUCUGCAUCAAUGGCAGUAGACGUUUUGAUUUCUCGAGGAGUUCCAGCAGAGAGAAUUCUGUUCUUGAACUUGAUAGCAAGCCCAGAAGGCAUCGAGUCCUUCGCUAAGAAGUACCAGAAGGUUAGAGUGGUAACAGCAUUUAUUGAUCAGGGUCUCGACGAAAAGAAUUAUAUUGUCCCAGGCCUUGGUGAUUUUGGCGAUAGAUUCUAUACCAUGUAGAAGGUUCGGGUUCCAAUGUCUCCUUAAUAUUCUAGCUAUCUACCA
This is a messenger RNA of Botrytis cinerea B05.10, 964 nucleotides long. RefSeq names its product Bcfur1 (gene Bcfur1). The transcript is spliced from 6 exons. Bases 182 to 919 code for a protein of 245 amino acids. Lineage: Eukaryota; Fungi; Ascomycota; Leotiomycetes; Helotiales; Sclerotiniaceae. The record is from RefSeq and is a predicted model, not a curated record.